Molecule: messenger RNA, 1674 nt
Organism: Aspergillus ruber CBS 135680
Lineage: Eukaryota; Fungi; Ascomycota; Eurotiomycetes; Eurotiales; Aspergillaceae
Exons: 2
Coding region: 1-1674 (557 amino acids)
Source: RefSeq, a predicted model, not a curated record
AUGGCAGUCGAGGAUGGGGAGAAGCCUCCUUCCUACCGAGCUUCCAAAUCUGUCCCCUUCGAACUAAUCCAACAUUCGGGAAUUUUCUUCGAAGAGAAGCUCUAUACUCAAGCCCUAAACCUUCUCCUAAACAUUGUCACUUCUGGCACCGUCACUUCUGGUCCCGUGUUUGUCCCAUCACCACCCCUCCUCGCUGUCGCAGCUACCUUCCUCGUCCAUCCCUCCACGACCACCCGUGCCAAAAGCUCCGAAGAAAAAGAAGCGCCCAGCGCAGCCUUCCGACUUCUCCGAUUAACAAAUACUCUCGUCGGACCGAUAGCCGCUAGAUUUGAUACUGCAUUCGCAUUCACGCAUUUCGAAGCCUCCCGUCAUGGAGGCAUACGUCGACGCGCCAGCGAGGGUGAAGAGACACCUGGAAAUGAGAUGCUGAGGAAUGAAUGGAAACUGCUGAAUACGGAGCUGGGACAGUCAUCUGCUGUGUGGUCUCGCGCGGAGGACUUCUGGCAUGCGGUUGGAUGGGCGUUCAACUGUUCUGUCUUGCACCCAGAACGAUGGGAACGGUGGCAGGUUUGGUUGCAGUUUAUGUGUGAGGUUCUGGAAGAUGAUUGGAAUGAGCGCAACAGGCAGGUUGAGCGGCAGGUACCUAGGGCUGGAAAUGGUAAGGAGCAGAAGAGGUUGCGGCAGAGCAUACUGCAUCAAAGUCUUAUCUUCCGGUAUAUCGAUGGGAGUAGUGGGAGCUAUGGACGGAAUCGAAGGAUUCUGAGAGCUAUUUUUGCGGAUGGGACUUCAAGCUCGGUCAACGAGUUUCGCGAGGUGUUCCGAAACGAGUUGAAGCAACUGAAGCGGGACCAAGAGAACAUCAAGAAGAGGGAAGCAGAGGUCAAAAUCGACGAAGAACAAUACGGCGACUACCUAACCAAAGACGACGACGAGUCGGAAGAAGGUGACGGCAAAGAUGAUACAGCUACAACAACAGAACGACGUCCCAAACGCACACGAAGAGGAACAAGAAACACGACCACAGAACAACCUACAGCCACCGCAAACACAAACAACACCCUCUACUCCCACGGUACCCUCUCCCUCUUCGGCGGCCUCCCCUCCCUCGCCCUCCGCCAACGCCUCCUGCACCUUCUCUCCGCCGUCUCCGAAGCCCUCCCGAAAACCUUCACAACCCUCGAAGAACUCUACCACCUCUUCGUCGAAAACAUCCGCCACCUUCCCCUUCCAAUUUACCAAUCCUUCAUCUCCCCGCACGUCCUUCCCUACUUCUCCGCGGCGGCGCAAACGACACUCUGCGAAUUCCUCCUCUUCCGACUCCGCGAGAGCACAGCACCCGAGACAGAGGAGGAGUACCUCAACCAAGCAAAGCUAGAACAGUGCUUUCUGCCAUACGCGGCGAGUAAAGCGUCCGUGGUCGAUAAUACGAAGAUGGCAAUUGCACUGGAGGCGCUUGUUAUGAUACUUGCGGAGAGCGAGAUGCUAAAGGUCACGCCAGAGCUGAGGGCAGCCGUGGAGGACGGAAUUAUGGUACGGGCUGAUAGGGCGCAGGACGUGAAAAGAAAUCAGUCGAGUAAGCAGGUGGAGGAUAUUGAGUGGUGUUGGUUGCUUGAGAGCGGGGAGAGGUUGUUGUUUAUGAUUAAUGAGUUGGUUCCAAGUAUGCAAGCUUCAUGA